GGAAGUGCGCUGGGGUUUGGUUGCCUGUGUGCCUGGUUGUUGUUGGAAUGAGGCGGUGAACUCUCUGCUGCUGGUCAGAAAGCAGACAGACAACGUGGGAAAAUGGCUGACCCGGCUCAAGUGAAGAAGGACGGGGGCUCUGAGCCGGGGCUGCCCCCGGAGGAGCUGCCGCGGCCGGAGGGCGAGGCUGAAGCGGGCGAAAGCGCAGCGGCGGACCCGGCCUCCACCGACGCAGCGCUGCUUAGUCAAGAUAAAGAGGACGAUAAAACGGGGCUGUUCAAGGACUCUGGCGCCGGAGAUGAGGGGCAGGGCUCCUCCGGCCUCCACCCACCUCCUGCCAAAAAACUGAAAGUGGAGCCUGAGAAGAAGAAGGAGAAGCGGCAGAAGGUGGACGAGGACGAGAUCCAGAAGAUGCAGGUUUUAGUGUCGUCGUUCUCUGAAGAGCAGCUGAACCGCUACGAGAUGUACAGGCGCUCUGCUUUCCCAAAGGCAGCGAUUAAACGGCUGAUUCAGUCCAUCACCGGCUCCUCCGUCUCUCAGAAUGUGGUCAUCGCCAUGUCUGGCAUCUCCAAGGUGUUCGUUGGGGAGGUGGUUGAGGAAGCCCUAGAUGUUUGUGAGAAGUGGGGCGAGACGCCGCCCCUGCAGCCGAAACACAUGAGGGAGGCGGUGAGGAGGCUGAAGAGCAGAGACCAGAUCCCCAACACCAAGUUCAAGAACAUCCUAUUCCACUGAGCCGGCUGGAGCCCACACGCUGUGGGGUUCAGUGCUGGAGCCCGCAUGCCAUGGAGCUCAGCGCUGGAACCAGCCCGGUCCGAGAGCCGCAGGUGUCACUCUGCUGUUUGCCUGACCUUCCUCACAAAGCAGCGGGCGUACGGACACCUGACGUGUUUCUGGAGAGACAGCGGGCUGAACUUUUUAUUGCAAAAUUAGCAAAGUGACACGUCUGUUUUCUGUGUUCAGAUUUUUUUACUCAAACGAUUGAGCUCUGUCGUGUAUGAUGGUCUUUUGUGAAUUUACUGUGAGUAAAUAGUCAUUAAAAGUUUUGUUGACUUCUCCCUGUGUAUUGAAAUUACUGAUCAAGUCUAAC
Molecule: messenger RNA, 1087 nt
Organism: Megalops cyprinoides (Indo-Pacific tarpon)
Lineage: Eukaryota; Metazoa; Chordata; Actinopteri; Elopiformes; Megalopidae
Gene: taf11
Product: TAF11 RNA polymerase II, TATA box binding protein (TBP)-associated factor
Exons: 6
Coding region: 103-732 (209 amino acids)
Biological process (GO): transcription initiation at RNA polymerase II promoter; RNA polymerase II preinitiation complex assembly
Cellular component (GO): transcription factor TFIID complex; nucleus
Molecular function (GO): protein heterodimerization activity; transcription coactivator activity
Source: RefSeq, a predicted model, not a curated record